CCACAAGAAUUCCAUGAUAGUUUGUAAUACGGUAUUGGAAUUUUGGAAUUUAAGUAAUUUUAAAUUGUGAACCAAAUUAAAAUUUUAACUUUUGUAGUAAUGUAGUAUUUAUGUACCUAUAUAGAUCGCGUAUUCAAAAUUAAAAUUACAAAAUUGAAAAAUUUUAAAUCUUUUACAUCUACAACAGAGCGAUUGACGUCUUACAUUAACUCAUAACUGCCAGGGUUUUCUGGGAACUAAUUUCACAAAGUAACCAUUUAGAAGUUCAUUGCGUGUUGCAUCGAGCUACACGAUGUCGGGCAACGACGAUAAAGUCAACAGUGACGAUAAUUCAGUUGCUGUUAAUGCAGUUUCAAACUUCGGUAACGACAGCACGAAACCAAAGACAAUAACAGAUAAUACGCCAAAAAGUACUCUCAACAAUUUGGAGAAUAAUUCAAAAAUGUACGAAUUUCAUGAAGCCCGAAAAGAUAUGGUAUCAAAAGCAACAGCAUUUUUGGUAGACGAAAAAGUACAAAAAACGCCUUUUGAAAAACAAGUUAAUUUUUUACGUAAAAAAGGAUUAACUGACUAUGAGAUACAAGUAGCAAUGCAGAGAGCAGCAGUGAUCUGUAAUGAUAAUUCAAAUAAACAGAAUGGCGGAAUUCCUCUAUCACCUGUUCAUUACAAUUUAUCAAAUAAUCCUGGUGUUAUACAAACAUCAUUUGAAUCUCAGAGCUGGUACAGUCGUCUUUUUGGACCAAUAGCUUUUGCUGCUGCUGUUGUAUACAUUGGCUAUACGUUGUACAAGAAAUAUGUAGAAAAGUGGCUUUUUGGGGCUCAAAAAUCUCCACUGGAAAAUCGUUUAGAAGCCUUAGAGUUGUCGAUUCAAAGGUGCUUAGUAAUGUUAGAAGAAAAAAACAAUUCAUAUCAAUCAUCAAAUACAUGUUUGGAACAGCAAUAUGAGUUCAAUAAUAAAGUCCGUGCUGAACUUAAGUCUAUCAAAAGUUUACUUCUCAAUAGAUUCCAAUUUCCUCCAGCCCCUGUAUCUUCUAGUAUACCAGAAUGGCAGUUAUUAAAAAAUACCAAGCCAAAAGAAGAAGAUCAAAACAAAACCAAUAGCAGUGACAUACCAAAUUCAUUACAAACAACCCAAAAGAAUGUAUUUAAUGAGACUCAAAAAAGUCUUGUAGUUGGUUCUCAAUCAAAUGGUCUAAUUGAUGAUAGUGAUAAGUUUAAAGAUUGCAUGAAAAUUAACUCUGCGUCUACCAAAAUAUCAUUAUCACCUAGUCCUAAUCAAAGUUUAAUAAAAAGUGAAGAUAAUAAAAAUAAGGAUAAACACAUUGAGAAUAAUGAAGGUGUAAGUCAAUGAUGAGAAAUGUAUGAAUAUGAAAAAUAUUCAUGAAAUCUGGCUUUUUUUUUUAUAUAUAAUACGUUAGUCGGGUUUCUUUGGUUAUGUAUAUUUAAGAUAUAAAUAAAAAUGAAUUCUCUUUUUAUUAUUAUUUUGUGAUUGAAAUUCUGAAUUUAGUUAGUUAGGUAUUUUCUACAUUUUUGUGACGUAAUAAAUUAAUUGAUUGAUUUUGUUUUCAUUUUGUUUCUUAUUUAAUGAUUGAAUAAACAAUAUGGUAAAAAUUAUGUUAUGAUUAAAAAAAAAAAAUUAACUAUAAUUUGGUCCCCGUAAAUAAAGUAUUGGAUUUAAUUGAUGAAAUGGA
Messenger RNA from Aphis gossypii (cotton aphid), 1691 nucleotides. RefSeq names its product peroxisomal membrane protein PEX14-like. The coding region runs from base 293 to 1351 and encodes 352 amino acids. The record is from RefSeq and is a predicted model, not a curated record. The transcript has 8 exons. Gene Ontology annotation, biological process: protein import into peroxisome matrix, docking. Gene Ontology annotation, molecular function: signaling receptor binding. Lineage: Eukaryota; Metazoa; Arthropoda; Insecta; Hemiptera; Aphididae. Gene Ontology annotation, cellular component: peroxisomal importomer complex; peroxisomal membrane.